AUGGAGGGUGAUCAUGUUUGGCUCCGAGUGUCUCCCAUGAAAGGUGUGAUAGGAUUCAGAAAGAAGGGAACGCUUAGCCCUAGAUUCAUUGGACAUUUUGAAAUUUUGAGCCGAGUUGGAGAGGUGGUCUAUAAGUUGGCCUUGCCACUUAAAUUGUCAGUUGUGCAUCAUGUGCUUCUUGUCUCUAUGCUUCAAAAGUACGUGCUAGAUGAGUCCCAUGUGCUUUCUCUUGAUUUAGUUGUAUUAGGUCUAGACUUGACUUUUAAGGAGGAGCCUAUAGCCAUCUUAGAUAGCAAGGUCCAAAAGCUUAGGAGUAAGGAGAUGGCUUCAAUGAAGAUGCAGUGA
This is a messenger RNA of Solanum tuberosum (potato), 345 nucleotides long. RefSeq lists its product as uncharacterized. The transcript has a single exon. NCBI's taxonomy places the organism in Eukaryota, Viridiplantae, Streptophyta, Magnoliopsida, Solanales, Solanaceae. The coding region runs from base 1 to 345 and encodes 114 amino acids. The record is from RefSeq and is a predicted model, not a curated record.